Lasiosphaeria miniovina is the source of this 3334-nucleotide messenger RNA. RefSeq names its product CHAT domain-containing protein. The record is from RefSeq and is a predicted model, not a curated record. Gene Ontology annotation, molecular function: protein binding. Bases 44 to 3334 code for a protein of 1096 amino acids. NCBI's taxonomy places the organism in Eukaryota, Fungi, Ascomycota, Sordariomycetes, Sordariales, Lasiosphaeriaceae. The transcript has a single exon.
GUAUGUUGUGGUGCUGUCAAUAGGACUACACAGCCGAUACUCGAUGACGGGAAGACUGCCUGACCUUUACGAAGCUAUCCGGCUUGGCCUGGAGGCUCUGGAAAAUUCGGCGGGAAACUGUCUGGGAGACCAUGAAAACAAGCUGUGGCUGCUCGGCAAUCUGACAUUAUGGUUUGAAGAUAAGUAUCUAAGGGAAGGUUCCGAAGCAGACCUUGAACAGGCUAUAAAACUCCGGCGCGAGGCUGAAGAGACUUGGAGUAUGCUGCAGAGUGAAAACUGGGCUUCUAGACUUUGCGAUAUCAAUGGCGGCUACUAUAACAUGCACCUAGGGACGACGAGAGAGUGGGCACCUCUCCAAACGUCAAGUCACGGCGUCAUCCAAGUUACACUACAAGAUUCUCGAGACUAUUCCACCAGGCUACACAAUCUUGGGGCUGCGUGUUUCACGCGUUUCAAAAGAACAGGACUGGUAGAAGAUCUCUCAGCCGCUCUCUCCCUUUGCAGGACAUCGGUCGACGAUACACCACGUGAGCAUCUGAUGAGGCCAGAUCGGCUUUUGAGCCUCGGGGAAUGCUAUGAUGCCCUCUAUUCUGAGAUGGAGCCCGGGGGAGGCAACGGCAGUGUGCCAACACAAGAUGAAAAUCCUCUGCACAAAGCAAUCGAGUUAUUCCAGGAUGUCAUCGACACGGCGGCUCCGAACAAGCCAACCUACGUCUCUGCGCUCCACCGUCUUGGCGUUUUGUAUGACGACAGGUUUCAGCUUACAGGUGACCUGGCAGACCUCAAGAUGUCACUCCACUUGUGCCAGGAGUCAGUGGAUAUUACACCUAAGACACACCCCGAUCGGGGCGCCCGGCUUCGGAAUCUAGGAUUGGCCAGAAAAAAGUGUUACCAGAUUUUCCACAAAACGGACGAUCUUGAAGUGGCCUUGCAGUUACUCCGGGAAGCCGCAGAUAUCCCAUCACAACACGCUGCACCCCGGGCUGACCUUCUGAAAGAACUGGGAGCUGUCUGUCACGCAAAGUAUGAUGUCACAAGGAAAGCGGCUGAUCUCGAUGCAGCUUUGGGGUUUUACCAGGACGCAUACGAGACAUUCCCAGAUAGUGGACCUUUCGUGACCGAGAUACUUGGGUACCUAGGACGGGUAUAUCUCGACAAAUAUAAGAUGACGGAAAUAGAGUGGGAUUUUGAGAGAGCAGCUCGAGCCUUGCAGAAAGCCCUAGAUGGAACACCACAGGAUUUACCAAAUAGGAUGCGCCGGCUGGUUGAUCUCGCACGGUGCUACCUAGCUGGCCAUGUAAAAACGGGCACAGCGGCAUACUUGGAGACGGCGAUUCAGUAUUCCCGCGAAGCCACAACACGCGCGAUGCCAGCAGAGCAUCCAGGCCAUCUUGUGGCGUUAAGAUCGCUCGGAGACUGUUAUGCUGCCAUAUACAAGGCAACAGGGCGGGACUCGGAUCUCGAGGCAGCGAUUACGUCGUAUAACGAAGCCUUGAACUCGUCUUCUCCGGGUGCCACUCCAGGGGAUUUCUUGGCAGUCGCCCGAGACCUCCUCUUGGCAUUGAUACAAGGCAAGAAGUGGGAACAGGCUUGGCUUGUCGCUAACAGCGCCAUAUCGCUGAUCCGAUCAUACACGCCGCGGUUCCUUGAGAAUCUAGAAAGCCAAACCUUGCUGUCUCGAAUCAGCGGUUUGGCGUCGGACGCUGCGGCCGUCGCGCUCAGCUUCGGACGUCAGCCACUUGAUGCGAUCCAAUUUCUUGAAGAAGGCCGCGGCAUAUCUGCACAGCUCCUGAACGAAUUACGUACCGACGUAUCACUGUUUGCGAGAUAUGAGCCCGAGCUUGCAAAAACGUUCCUUGGCCUCCGCGAUCAACUAGAGGCUCCUCAGGUGGCAAGCCACAUUCCUCGGCUACCCCUAAGCCGCGAUGGAGAAGAAAACCGGACCUCUCUGCGCGGAAUAACUCGGCAUAUUACAGCCAGCAGCGGGAUCGACAAAUUCAUUUCCGAAUUUCACCUUAGCAACCAACGUCUUUCGCUCUUCCGUAGUGUUCCAGAUGAAGCCGACCUCGACCAUGCCGGAAGGGAAGGGCCCAUUGUUAUGAUCAACGUGAGCUAUCGCUGCGAUGCUUUCCUUAUCCGUAGGGGAGACGACUUGAUCCGGGCCUUGCCUUUGCCAAGGCUUUCCAGAGAAGAUAUCGAAGAAAAGGCUGUACAAGGCAAUCUUGGAAGUCCUCAAGUGCUCGAAUGGCUUUGGGAUACUGUCACGGGCCCGAUCCUGGACGCACUUGGGUUCACUAAACCGCCGCGUUCGGAUGGCGAUGAUGACUGGUCACGCGUACGGUGGAUUCCCACCGGUGCCCUAAGCAGAUUUCCGCUCCACGCGGCAGGACGACACGACAAGGGCUCCAGCGAAGCCGUAAUCGACAGGGUAAUGUCCUCAUAUAGCCCAUCUAUCGGAGCCAUCAUCCGGGGCCUUCAGUUUCGCCGUAAGGAGCCUACAGUUACCAAGGCACUACUCGUCGCCAUGGAGUACACCCCAGGUAGUGCAAGGCUCCCUUUUGCAACGAAAGAGUUGGCCAUGCUGCGCAGACUUUUUCAGGACUCGAUGUCAGUACAACUCAUCGAGCUAACACAACAACGUACGCAAGAAGUCCUCUCUAGUCUGCAAGACUGUGACAUCUUCCAUUUCGCUGGCCAUGGCUACACGGACCCCAAUAACCCCUUGCAGAGCCACCUGCGUUUGGAGGACUGGAAGGCCAAUCCCCUCAGGGUAGCUGAUCUGCUAGCCAUCAACCUCAGCGAGCGGCCCCCGUUUCUUGCCUAUCUCUCAGCGUGCGGGACCGGCAAAAUCGACGACGGAAAACUCCUCGACCAGAACAUCCACCUGAUCAGCGCGUGCCAACUGGCCGGGUUUCGGAAUGUGAUAGGCACCCUGUGGGAGGUCAAUGACGGCAUCUGCGUCGACGUGGCGAGGAUAAUGUACCAGGGGUUGCGAGACGAGGGCAUAACGGAUAGGUCUGUGUGUCGGGCGCUCCACAGGGCAAGUCGAGAACUUCGAGAUCGUUGGCUUCGCGGCGUCGGCGGUGCGCCGGCAUCGUCCGGUGGCAAGGUUAUGGACGAUAAUGGGCUAUCGAUCGCAGUGUCAGAGAAGCUCGUAAUAACGGUAAAUGGUAGAGAAACUGCCGAGAGCGACGCUGACAGAGGCGAUGGUGAGGGCGAGGGCGAGGGCGCGAGCAAUAGUGGCGUCCGGUUACCGAGAACCGUGUUUAGUUGUGAUGAGGAUGAUGAGAUGGGACUAGCUCACUGGGUUCCCUAUGUUCACUUUGGGGCAUAA